Messenger RNA from Cryptomeria japonica (Japanese cedar), 2888 nucleotides. RefSeq lists its product as uncharacterized. The record is from RefSeq and is a predicted model, not a curated record. Lineage: Eukaryota; Viridiplantae; Streptophyta; Pinopsida; Cupressales; Cupressaceae. The transcript is spliced from 2 exons. Bases 180 to 2375 code for a protein of 731 amino acids.
CUGACAGGAAAUUUGCGCUACUUUUAGGCGUUUCUUUAGCGAACGCCUUUUGGAAUUACUUCCAGACGAUGAUUACAAUAAUUUUUAUUUUUAAUCAUUGUUUUCGGAACGUCGUGAUCAGUACUCUUACGAAAAGUCGUCAUAAUAAUCCAAACUAAAUUUAAGCGACAGGAAAUUGAAUGAAAUGUAAGCAGUGCACUCGCCGUGUCACAGGGGAAAAAUCUGUGGAGAGGAUUUCGUUGUUGACGGACAUGGAAAUUGUCCCGUACGUCACCAGUUCGAAACAUCCGAAGGCCAGGGGAAGAUCAACUUCAAUGCCAUCUAACUGUAAGGAAGAGAUAAAAACCCAUCACAAGCCAUCGCUGUCAAAUCUAGAGUCUCUUCCCUGGAAGGACAUGUUCGAGGGAGCCGCUAACAUGAGCAACGAAAAGGAGCAACAACACAGAGGUACCAGCGACAAUGCCCUACCGGAAGUCGGCGAUUCGUAUCCCACUAAAACAACUCCUAAAACUUCAGAUUCAGACAACAAUGCCUUCGGAAGUCAAAACCCGGAGCUCCGGCUGGCCCUGUACAUUGCCAUGGCGCAUGGGGGACUCAUUUUUUUGCUAGCGGCCAUUUACGGUGUUACGAAGCUUCUGGAAGAAUACUGGACGCCAAUUCAGUGGGCGAUUCUGUGCUCCAUGCCACUGCGUGAAAUUCAAGGUGCGCUGGUGGAUUUCUGGACACAGCCUUUACAACUUGGUCUGUUUGAAACCCUCUUGGCCCUCCCAGUCGCCGUGUACGAUGCCAUGGCCGGCACAUUUAAUGAUCUGAGUCACGCCGUGGUGAGAAAGAAGCUCAAGUCUGAGGAAGAUUCGAAUACCAAGUUUUCGAAAUUGCUGAGAUGGAUGCUUUCAUUUGCUAUUUUUGUUCUAACGUACGAGCGGCUGGGGGUUGCGGCGUGGCCCAUUUUUUUGCUUGCGGGCUUCAUUCUGCACGCGGCUCAGAAAACGGUAGAGUUUACGGACGAUUCGAACGCUGGCAAAAUGGGCGUGGCGACCACUCUCAAGGUGAUUUCGCAGGUUCGGAGAGGCAGAAGCCUGCGGAAGAGGGGUUCUCGGCUGCCGAUUUGGAGCCGAGCUAGUAGGUACGUAACACACCGUGUACUUAAACGCCUCUCUACUUUGAUCGCUGUUUGGCUCAUAAGCAUCAUGAUCAUCGGCUUUGUCGCCGGAAUUCUGUUUUUUUCGUAUAAGAUCGGCCUUGAGGGUAAAGAUGCUGUUAUUUCCCUUAAAGAACAUGUACAGAAGAGUAAUUAUGCAGAGCGCGUGGGGCUAAAACAGUGGAUUAUUGAUAAUAAUAUUCCGGAAUUAAUGGACACUUACACUGUAAAAUUUUAUGAGACGGUCUCACUGCAAAUGGAUGCAAUUGCUAGGCAAUAUAAUAUGACAGAUUUUGCGGAUUCUUUUAAGCAAUAUUUGCUUACUCCUAAGCCGGCCCAUGAUAAUUUUUCGCUUUCUUCUGUCCCGGCCGUACCCUCCCAUCCCUUCACUCUGAAGCUCCAAAGCAUUCGUAUCAAGGCUCAAAACAGAGAUUUCACGGCAAUUUAUACAGAACUGGAGGCCUUAUUUAAGGAUAUUCAGAUAUCUAGGGAUGAUCUGGUCGUGAAGGCAAAGAACUUUGCACUGCAGAGCAUGGAUGUCAUAAAGCAUGUUUUUGCCAGCAGCACUGUCCUAUUCACAGGAGGUACAAACUUUGUACUGUCUGUUGUUGUCUCAAUUGCCUCUGGUGCUGCUGGCAUUUUGAAUUUCCUGUCUCAGUCAAUGGUGUUUUUCUCGCUGCUUUAUUAUUUGAUUACUUCGGAGUCUGGCGGUGUGAUGGAACAUGUAUUGGGUAUGCUGCCUGUGUCUAAGACGACAAGAAGCAGGUGUGCCACUGUUCUGAACCAUGCUGUGAGCAGUGUGCUAUUGGCCACUGCAAAAAUGGCCUUCUUUCAAGCAGCAGUGACAUGGCUUCUCUUCCGAUUCUUUCAGAUACAUUUUGUGUACAUGUCUACUUUGCUUGCUUUUACCAGUGCUCUGUUGCCUAUAUUUCCACCUUGGGUGUCUUCGUUGCCAGCUGGUUUACAGAUGGCUGUAGAGGGUCAGUAUCUCCAGGGCGUUGUUUUGACUAUAAUUCAUAUUUGGAUUAUGGAUUACGGAGUGGCUGCGAUCCAAUGUGACGUGCCGGGACAAAAUGUGUAUCUGACUGGUCUUAGUAUAAUUGGGGGCAUGGCUAUCUUUUCAUCUGCCUUAGAGGGUGCAAUAAUGGGUCCAUUGAUCCUUACAUUCAUAAUGGCAUUGAAAAAUUUGUAUAGUGAAUUUGUGCUCGCUGCGGCAAAGGAGAUGAACAACUAGUCAUGCCAGAAAAAAUCAUUCAUUCUGUAUUAUUUUAUUUAUUCUUUGAUUAAUAUUGUAAGCAUAAAUACCCAGCAAUGCAGCGUACUUGAUAUUAGUCUAGUUUAGAUUUCAUCCAUGAUAAUCGUAUCCCUGUUGUCGGAGCACCUUUAUUGUUUAUAACUCCCAAUUGAUUUUGGUCAUUAUAGCUACUUUAGCUAAAAUAUUGUUUUACAGUUAUAGUUUUUGUGAGUGGUCCAGUGUAAUUUGAAUGGAUUACAGUACAUAUUUUAGACGUAAGUCAAAUCAUCCAAUGGCCCCUCUUUUAUGAACAGCUUUUAUAUAAAAAAGAAUUCAAGAGAUCAAGAUUCUUGUGGUCCAAAAAAACUAGAAUGUUUUUUUGUCUCUGGUUGUCUCUGGUUGUCUCUGGUCAGCUAGUAGGACAUGCUCUUGCAUGGAAAAAAUGCUGGCCUAACAUUCCGGACUUUGUAUUUUUAAUUUUUUGGUUCUGUUAUAUGAACAAUUAUUUUAGUA